Diaporthe citri is the source of this 1140-nucleotide messenger RNA. RefSeq lists its product as uncharacterized. NCBI's taxonomy places the organism in Eukaryota, Fungi, Ascomycota, Sordariomycetes, Diaporthales, Diaporthaceae. The record is from RefSeq and is a predicted model, not a curated record. Gene Ontology annotation, molecular function: protein C-terminal leucine carboxyl O-methyltransferase activity. The coding region runs from base 1 to 1140 and encodes 379 amino acids. Gene Ontology annotation, biological process: C-terminal protein methylation. The transcript has a single exon.
AUGUCUGAGUCACGGGAUAUGCAAGCGCCUUCGAUCCCCAAUCUACUCUCACUGCGCGGCUCCAGUCGUGGGCUGCGAGGACGUAAUCGAGGCCGGGGCGGCCAUCCCGGCGCAGGAGCUUCCAGUCAAGCCCAGCAGGAUGCCACCAUCCAGGGGACCGAUACCGAUGCAGCCGUGAUGCGCCUGAGUGCCGUGGAACUGGGAUACUUGGACGACCAAUUUGCGCAGUACUUUGUCCAGGGGCAGCAACCAAACAGGAGACUCCCUAUCAUCAACAGGGGAACGUAUACCAGGACGACCGCAUUGGACAGGCUCAUCGACUCCUUCCUCGGACACGACUCCGACGCAGACGAACCGCUCCCACGGCGACAGAUCGUCUCCCUCGGCGCUGGCACUGACACGCGGUGUUUUCGUCUGUUCUCCCGCAAGAAUCGUCGACGCGGUCUGAUUUACCAUGAGGUCGACUUUCCUCCCAUCAGCUCACGCAAGCGGAUGAUAGUCCAGGCGACCCCGGCCCUGAGGAGUGUCCUACCGGAUCCGAUACCAAGCGACGACGGACCGGCGUCCGCAUCUUGGCGGAGCACCCCCGAGGGCGAGGGGAACCAGUACUGGUGCCAUGGUCUGGACCUACGAGAUCUCACCAGGGACCAAGGGGAGGGCAAUUCACUGCUCAGCAGGCUCGAAGGACUGCGGACCGAUGUGCCGACGCUGCUGAUCUCAGAGUGCUGCCUCUGCUACCUCGAAACAGCUGAAGCCCAGAAUGUGAUCAAGCGUUUCGUGGAUAAGAUCCCAGACCUGGGCCUCGUCAUUUACGAGCCUGUGAAGCCGGAUGAUGCGUUCGGCCGGCAGAUGGCUUCGAACCUGGCGGCGAGGAGGAUCAGGAUGCCUACCUUGGAGGUGUACAAACAGCCCAAGGAUCAGGAGGGGCGACUCAGAGAGGCCGGUUUCAAGGAAGUGAGGCAAAAGACAGUGGACAGCAUCUGGGGCCAGUGGGUAUCAGAAGGGGAGAAGGAGAGAGUGGACGGGCUAGAGGGGCUAGACGAGGUCGAGGAGUGGCAGUUGUUGGCAGGCCAUUACAUCGUUGCUUGGGGUUGGAAAGGUCCUCGCCUCGAGGCAAUAAAUGGUAUGGAUAUCUCUUAA